Messenger RNA from Penicillium cataractarum, 1482 nucleotides. RefSeq names its product 3',5'-cyclic-nucleotide phosphodiesterase PDE1 (gene pdeA). Gene Ontology annotation, molecular function: 3',5'-cyclic-AMP phosphodiesterase activity; 3',5'-cyclic-GMP phosphodiesterase activity. The transcript is spliced from 3 exons. The record is from RefSeq and is a predicted model, not a curated record. Gene Ontology annotation, biological process: cAMP catabolic process; cGMP catabolic process; negative regulation of glucose mediated signaling pathway. Lineage: Eukaryota; Fungi; Ascomycota; Eurotiomycetes; Eurotiales; Aspergillaceae. The coding region runs from base 1 to 1482 and encodes 493 amino acids.
AUGGCAGAAACAGGAAAACCUGCGUUCCAAGUCAUUGUCUUGGGUCCCAAUGGCGGUCCCCGAGAAGACAGCGUCACUGGUCUUCUUGUGCGAUCAACAUCCAUGAAUUGGUGUCCCGGCUCAGUCGUUGCCGUAGAUGCGGGAACGCUGCUUGCGGGGAUUAUUCGCGUACUGAAGCAGUUCCUACCUGAUUCCAAAAAUGAAGAGGGAAUCAUGACCGCCGGGCCCUUCCAAGGUCUUCAACUACCCGCCCAAAGUGCUGAAGCCAAUGCUGCACAUAUCUUCCGAGAGAUCAUCGGCGCCGUCUUGAUAACACAUCCUCACCUGGAUCAUAUCUCGGGAUUGGCGAUCAACACACCGAUCUUGGAAGCGGGAAAUGGACCUAAACCUGUGGCGGCUCUUCCGUCAGUACUAUCCGCAAUCAAAAAUCACAUGUUUAACGACAUUAUCUGGCCGAACUUGUCCGAUGAGGAUGGUGGUGCUGGUCUGCUCACGUACCAACGCUUGGUUGAGGGCGGAAACACGAGGUUCGGUAGUGGAGAGAGUAGGGGUUACGUUCGCGCCUGUAAUGGCCUCUUGACCAAGUGUCUAGCUGUCAGUCACGGUCGUUGCAAACAGCGAUAUCAUCCCGAGUCCGCUGCGCAUCACAGAAUUGGCAGUACCGUAUUUCCAUCAGAGCAGUUGAUGCUGCCCUCUCGAGCGGUUUCCAUGGAUCAUACCGAUGGGAGUUUUUACUCCCCGGCUCGCUCGCCACGUCUCCUCCCAGCCAAUGCCAAAGAGCCCAUGAUGGCUACAGUCGAAAGCUCCGCAUUCUUCCUCCGCGACCACCGCACUGGAAAAGAGAUCAUCAUAUUUGGAGAUCUCGAGCCAGACACGAUCUCUCUCGAACCCCGAAACAAACGCGUCUGGGAGGCCGCUGCCCCCAACGUCCACGCAGGCACACUGCGGGCCAUUUUUAUUGAAUGCUCCUUCACUGAUAACAUCGACGAUGCCUAUCUCUACGGCCACCUGUGCCCUCGACACAUGGUCGCCGAGCUGAGUGUACUCGCCGCAAAGGUCAUGGCCCUUCGCGACCCUGCAUCAUUGCCAGAUAAGAAGCGCAAACGACAAAAUACCAGCUUUGGCGAUGGUACAGGAAGCCCAGUCAGUCCACGGACGAAACGGGGCUCCAACCCCUCGAUCGAGAAGGAGCAGAAAGUGGAACCUCGCUCGGGUGAUUAUUACGGUGUAGAUCUGACCGAAAGCUUUGGCGAUGGCACCGACAGUAAGGAUGUCGAAGUGCCUAAUAUCGCAAGCUGGGCAGAUGCUGAUCCCUUGCCGCUGACUGGGCUAUCUGUUUACAUUAUUCAUAUCAAGGAGAAUUUGACUGAUGGACCUCCUCCUCAAGAACAAAUUCUUCGGGAACUUCGGGAACAUGCCAAGGAGGCGCAUUUGGGGUGUGAAUUCUUCCUUCCGGACCCGAUGGAGGGAAUUUGGGUUUGA